AUGUCGCACACAUUGAAGGGUUCUCAAGUCUCCACGAUCGACGACGUCUCUCUCCACGUUUUUCUUACACCUACGAAAAGGAUCAACGAUGGUGAAGAUCUCAACCUUUUCCUGGCAUCUGAGGCAUACCGGGAUAUCACCGCCUGGAUACUCACGCUCAAUCGAGCGUCGUUUCCAAAAUUGACGGACACUGGAGAGAUACAGCGGCUCCGGCUUGAUGAUGGGUCUAUGGUACUCUCAGAUGGGACCCAAAACGUGAAAAGUAUCCUCGUCAAGUUAGAUGGCAUGAUCAGUCAUGCUCCACCUAGUACAGGACCUCGAAGAUUUGGGAAUGUUGCUUUCCGGGCCUGGUAUUCUCUUAUGGAGGAGAGCGCGGACGAGCUCUUGCAAUCGCUCUUCUCACCUGAUGACAUUCUGCGGCGGAAUGGGCUGUGCGAUGAAUUAAAGCCCUACCUCCUCGGGGCCUUUGGAAGUGCUCCUCGCUUGGACUACGGGACAGGUCACGAACUUAGUUUUCUGGCACUACUCUGUUGCUUGUGGAAGAUAGGGACGCUCCGAAGUGGCGAGGAGCGAGCCAUUGUGGUGGGAAUUAUCCAGCCAUACCUCGCACUCGUGAGACGUCUGAUUCUCACUUACACUCUCGAACCAGCCGGAUCCCACGGCGUAUGGGGGCUCGAUGACCAUAGUUUUAUACCGUACAUACUGGGUUCCGCGCAGUUCGGUCCUGCGAUCGAUCUGAAGGUCCCAGUUGGCGCGACUCCCGUUGAGGGUUCGCUGCGAGGUAGCCCUUCUCCGUCAGUUGUGACGAACGCAGCUACCGUGAAGGACCUCCAGGACUCCAACCUAUACUUCGCUGCCGUGCAAUUCAUCUACGAUGUCAAGAAAGGUCCUUUCUGGGAGCAUUCACCCGUGCUCUACGAUAUCAGUGGGAUCAAGGACGGCUGGGCGAAGAUCAACAAGGGCAUGCUGAAAAUGUAUGCUGCCGAGGUAUUGGGCAAGUUCCCUGUCGUCCAACAUUUCCCCUUUGGUAGCCUGCUGAGCUGGGAGAGAUGUUCGGGCUUGGAGCCGCAACCGGCAAGUUUUCACGGCCAACAAGUGCCCACCCAAGCGCCAGGCAAGAAUGCAAGUGCGGCUGCGUCGACCGGGACUAGAGCUCCAUGGGCAAGCGGGAGAAGUGUGCUAAGUAACCUUGAAACACAACGAUUCCGGCAUCCAUCAUCUUACUGUACAUAUCCCAUCACCAGCAAGCGUGGAAGGUGGGCCAGGCCGAGAUUGGAUCAAAGAGUCACGCCGGCGAGCAGUGAUCAAGUGUCCUUCGCGUCUCCUCCUCUCUGA
Molecule: messenger RNA, 1335 nt
Organism: Dissoconium aciculare CBS 342.82
Lineage: Eukaryota; Fungi; Ascomycota; Dothideomycetes; Mycosphaerellales; Dissoconiaceae
Product: phosphotyrosyl phosphatase activator
Exons: 4
Coding region: 1-1335 (444 amino acids)
Biological process (GO): mitotic spindle organization
Cellular component (GO): cytoplasm; nucleus; protein phosphatase type 2A complex
Molecular function (GO): peptidyl-prolyl cis-trans isomerase activity; protein tyrosine phosphatase activator activity
Source: RefSeq, a predicted model, not a curated record